Messenger RNA from Dimorphilus gyrociliatus, 989 nucleotides. NCBI's taxonomy places the organism in Eukaryota, Metazoa, Annelida, Polychaeta, Dinophilidae. The record is from the annotation of a GenBank genome assembly.
ACUUACGAAAGUAGCUAAUUCGAAUACACAUCCGUUUAUAGCACUUCCAGCACGUUUGGGUCAGACUUCCAUCUGUAACGCGAAUAAGUAGUCUUAUUUACAGCCUACUAAUACUAAUAGGAAAAAUUGAAAUGACUGAAGAAGAUCCCGUCUUUGAUCCGACCUUGAAGAAAAAGAAGAAGAAGAAGAAGCCAAUCAAUCUAGAAGAUACAGAACAGGCAUCAGAGAGCCAAGGGCAUGUGGAAGAUGAAGGAGUUAAAGAAAUAACAGAAAAAGUUGAUGAUUUAGAUUUCAAUUCGUUAAAAAAAAAGAAAAAGAAGGUCUAUUUCGAUCCCGAAUCGCAGAAAACUGAAGAGGGUGAUAAUGAAGGACUUGAUGAUAACUUCUCUUUUGAUAAGAAAAAGAAGAAGAAAAAAGUACGCGGCACAGACCUAGACCAAGUAGAUUCCAUGGCCCCCAAAGGAAAGGAGAACGGUACCACAUUACUGAUAGAUUCAGAUAGAGAAUACACUUAUGAAGAAUUAUUACAAAGAGUGUUCGAUAUAAUGCGAGAAAAGAAUCCCGACAUGGUUGCUGGAGAAAAGAGAAAGUUUGUUAUGAAACCACCUCAAGUAAUGAGAGUAGGAACGAAAAAGAGCUCUUUUGCAAACUUUCAUGAAAUCUGUAAAAUGUUGCAUCGUACGCCAAAGCAUCUUAUGGCAUUUUUACUGGCUGAAUUGGGUACAAGCGGAGCCAUCGAUGGCAAUAAUCAAUUGAUCAUCAAGGGACGGUUUCAGCAAAAGCAAAUCGAGAGUGUCCUCAGAAGAUAUAUUAAGGAAUAUGUCACGUGCCAUACAUGCAAGUCUCCUGAAACUAUAUUAUCGAAAGAUACAAGAUUAUACUUUUUGCAAUGUGAAAGUUGUGGAUCGAGAUGUUCUGUCGCUUCUAUUAAAUCUGGAUUUCAAGCCGUUACUGGAAAAAGAGCGGCUAUUCGAGCUAAAACUAAUUAA